UUCUCUCUUUUUCACUCACGCUCACGCACAAUUCCACGGAACCCAGCCCCCCCCUCUCUCUCCACUUCACAGAACCCUAGCCCCCUUUUCUUUUCUCUCUCCCAGCCAACAGCAGCGGGAGGCCAGGAGCCACCGCCCAGUGCCCAACGCCGUCGUCGCCGACGAACUCGUCUCCUCAGCCAGCGCCCAGCCUCGUCGUCGCUGAUCCUCUUCUCCUAGAUCCCAUCUCCUCGCGUCGCUAGGUCUCAUCGCCGAACGGGUGGAGGGUGCUGUCGCCGCCGGGUGGAACUGACCGUGGUGGCAUCAAGAAUCAUCGGCUGUGGAAGGUGAAGGUAUACUCGUCGCCUGUCAUCGUUUCUCUUCCCCUCGCCGUCGUCUAUCUGUGUCGCGGUUGAGCUCGACGGUCUCAACGACCCUUCCUCCGUGAGUGGCAAGUUCAUGCGGAGGUUCAGGCUCCCUGAGAACGCCAAGAUGAAUCAGGUGAAGACAUCCAUGGAGAAUGGUGUUCUUACUGUCACUGUUCCCAAGGCAGAAGUUAAGAAACCUGAUGUUAAGUCCAUUCAAAUCAUUGGUUAAACAAUAUAAUCUUCUGGUUUUCAAGCCUGUGUUUGCGUUUUGUUGUGAAUUGUGAUUGCCUAAUAUCUAUGAUGUUCAUGUCCUAGAAAUAUAAAUCAUGUAGUAGUGGUAAGUAAGAAAGCAAGAUUAUUAUGAUAUAUGAGAUGUCAUCAAGUAUGUAGUGCACGAAUGGAACUUUUUCUGUGGCUGUGCUUUGAAAAUCCUAUCUAUGAUGAAAAUCUUGAAACUAACAAUGAUGAUUACGAUUUUUUAUGAUUAGAGUUUUGUUUAGUUUAAAAAGGUGAAAUUUUAAAUUUUAUUAUGUUAGAAAUUAUUGAAUUUAAAUAUUUGAAAUUAUAUAUUUAAUUUUUAAUAAUUGUGUUUAAAAUUUAUUUAAACCGGUUGAACUCUGGUCGAACCAUUAAACCAGUGAACCAGUUAUCUUAUUGGUUCAUUGACCGUUCCGGUUUUUGCAACCUUUGUUAUUAGUUUAAACAUUAUUAAAUUUGUAUAUUUGAAAUUAUAUAUUAAAUUUUUAAUAAUUUAAUUAUAUAUUUAAUUAAACCGGUUCAACCACGGUUGAUCCCGGUGAACCAUUGAACCAUUGAACCAGUAGCUUGACCGGUUCAAUGAUCGGUUCGGUUCUCGCAACCUUGGUUUUAAUCGUUCCUAUUGGUCUUGUGUUGUGCUGUGUUUUAGUUGUUCUUGUUAUUGUGAUUUUGAGAUUUUCAGUUCAUCUUCAUGCCCAUGUUCUUGUUUUAUUAUAAUUUGUUAUAAGUUGUUAAUUGUUUCUGACUUAUAAUUGUUCUUAUCCUUGUUCAAUUCAUGACUUCCUAGUAUAUUUUGAUUGAUAUUUUUAGGGAUAAUACUCAUUUUGGUCCCUCAAUUUGCAUGCGAGUUUUAAUUUAGUCCUAAAGUUUCAAUCGCCUCUAUUUAGUUCGUAAACUAUGCGAAUGUGAUUCAUGUUAGUCCGUGGGAUAUUUUCGACUUACAAACGUAACAAAACACUAACGUGGAUAGCCGGAUGCUACGUUAACGACAUCAUUUUUGUUUUGGCUCUCAAAUAGUCCAAAAAAUAUCGUAAGUGGUAUUUAUUGAAACUUUUCCUCCCAAAACAAGUAAUCCGAUGUCGUUUUACAAGUUCUAGCAUGGUAUUUGGUUGUCCAUGUCAGUAUUUCAUUAACAUUAUUGUGUCGGAAAUUAUCCACGGGCUAAUGUGAGACACGUUUGUAAAGUUUAGGGACUAAAGAGAGGCAAUUGAAAUUUUAUGGACUAAAUUGAGGCUUGCGUGCAAGUUUAGGGAUCAAAUUGAGUAUUAACUCAUAUUUUUAUAUAAUUUUUUUAUUUGAUUUGUGAGUUUAUAUUUGGAUAAAUUGAUAAUAUUUUGGUUGAUUUAGUAUUUUUAAUUUGAAUGAUAUUUUAAGAUGUAUAUUAAUUAAAUUAUAAUUAUAUUUUAUUGUGUUUAUUUAUAUAUUUUAUUAUAAAAUAGUUAUUUCGAUUGAAUUACGGUUAAAUCAAUUAAAUUAAUGAAUCAAUAACUAAAGUGGUUUGAUGACGGUUUGGUUUUUUGAACCUUGAUUAUUAUUAUUAUUAUUCUCAAACCAGAUUCCUAAUUCAAAAUAUAAAGAAGUUACUCAAUUUUGAAAUAGAAUGAGACAAAAAUAAACAUCAACCCUAAUUGGAGAAACAUUCUGCCUGUUUGUUCCCUUUUGUAUCCAGGUCAGGUUUCAUCUUCGAAGCUUUGCUAGGGUUUGCUGGUUCAAAUCAUCCAUCUAUCAUCUUCCCUUUGUUUCUGCCCUUAUUAGCAGACAGUAGUUUCAGUUUCUGAUUCAGACGCUGUUGGAAUUAUUGCAUCCAUGUCUAACAUCAGCAACAAUGUGGCUGGGGUUGACAACACCUUCAGAAGAAAAUUCGAUCGAGAAGAGUAUUUGGAACGAGCUCGGGAGCGUGAGAGGCAGGAGGAGGAGGGUCGAUCUAAAUCUAAAGCUAAAGGUCCUCCAGUGCAGAGGAAACCCCUAAAACAUAGAGAUUAUGAAGUGGACCUCGAGUCCCGCCUAGGCAAGACUCAAGUUGUUACGCCGGUUGCACCACUGAGUCAGCAGGCUGGAUAUUACUGCUCUGUUUGUGAGUGUGUGGUAAAGGACUCAGCGAACUACUUGGAUCAUAUUAAUGGAAAGAAACAUCAAAGAGCUUUGGGCAUGUCUAUGCGAGUUGAACGAGCCUCUCUCCAACAGGUUCAGGAACGAUUUGAGGUUCUUAAGAAACGUAAAGAUCUUGGCACAUUCACCGAGCAAGAUCUUGACGAAAGGGUUCUAAAACAGCAGCUAGAAGAGGAAGAAAGAAAACGAUUGCGUCGUGAAAAGAAGAAGGAAAAGAAAGAGAAGGCAAUGGAAGAACCGGAAAUUGAUCCUGAUGUUGCGGCCAUGAUGGGGUUUGGUGGUUUCCGGUCAUCAAAGAAAUGAUGCCAUUCUACAUGCAGGAUGGACUUUCUGCAAUUUUGAGCAGCUUUUCUGCAAUGAUAAGAUGAAUCUACCAGCCUGAUUCCCGGUGGUUUAAAGGUCAAUCUAUGGUGAAGGAAAUAUUAGCGGGUUCAAAAAUUGGAAGUUUGGGAGCUCGUAAUUUUUUUUUCUUUGGUUCUUGUAUAUUUCUUAUGAGAACUAUGUUAUGUAAUGUUAUGUAAGCUCUACACAAGUGUGCUUUGACAACUAUCAUUAGCCAAGGUUGCGAGAAUCGGACCGGUCAAUAAACCGGUAAGUUUACUGGUUCAAUAGUUCA
This is a messenger RNA of Arachis duranensis, 3330 nucleotides long. RefSeq lists its product as uncharacterized. Gene Ontology annotation, cellular component: U4/U6 x U5 tri-snRNP complex; spliceosomal complex. NCBI's taxonomy places the organism in Eukaryota, Viridiplantae, Streptophyta, Magnoliopsida, Fabales, Fabaceae. Gene Ontology annotation, molecular function: zinc ion binding; nucleic acid binding. Gene Ontology annotation, biological process: mRNA splicing, via spliceosome. The transcript has 11 exons. The record is from RefSeq and is a predicted model, not a curated record. The coding region runs from base 2412 to 3017 and encodes 201 amino acids.